Molecule: messenger RNA, 1245 nt
Organism: Porites evermanni
Lineage: Eukaryota; Metazoa; Cnidaria; Anthozoa; Scleractinia; Poritidae
Source: the annotation of a GenBank genome assembly
AUGGAACCGAGAUCAAGAGAAACUACUCCUACUCAAGAGGAUUUGGAUUUUAUAGUUGAUGAUGGUUAUAAACAUGACGAGGAUCCAGAUUAUGUUCCAGAUGAUAAAAAAUAUCUAGUUAGUGGAAAUGAUUUCAAAAAGUUAACUCGGAGUGCUAAAAAACUAGGUGCUGAAUCGCUUGAUUAUUCAACACGAAAAAAUAACAAAUAUAUGGCAACACUUCAAAGCGGAAAGAAAGUUCAUUUUGGAUCGCCAAAAUAUCCAGAUUAUCUUAUUCAUAAAGACAAAGAAAAAAGAGAUAAAUAUCUAGCUAGAGCGACAAAGAUUAAAAAUAAACAAGGUGAGUUAACUUAUAACAAUCCGGAAUCAGCCAACUAUUGGUCAACACGACUUCUCUGGCCAAAAAAGUGAUUUAAAGAUUAUAUAAAAAUAAAAUUGAAAAUAAAUUAAGGCUUAAGGAUUAAAUUAUUAUAAUAAAAAAUGCAGUUAUCAGCUUACGAAAAUCUUACUCCAGAGAAUAUUAUUUUUAAUGAUCCUAAAGAGUACAAAGUAAAAGAUAGCAAAAUCAAAUACAAACGUAUUCCAAUUGAAGUUAGUUAUUCAAAUAACAAAAAAGGCCCACUCGUAAUAGAAACUCCAGUUCUUUUCUCUUUUGGAGUAAGUGAGAAGAAAAACCAAGAAACAAAUAAGUUAGUAGGCUACUCUAUGCCAGUAUGUCUUUGGGCUAAAGAUAGUGAGCCGUCUACUAAAGAGCGUGCAUUUUUUGAUGUUAUUAAUAAUAUAACAACUGCCUCUCAGCAAUAUUUAGAGAAUGAAUACGGUGCAGAUUUAGCAUCAACUUUAUCUUCACCAUUUUAUUUCAAACAAGAAGAAUAUACAGAUAAGAAAGGAAAGAAGAAAACAAGAAUAGAUAAUUCAUCAGCACCAGUUCUUUACGCAAAACUUAUUUACUCGGAAAAAUCUAAGAAAAUUAUUGCACUAUUUAAAACAAAAGGAAAGAAGGAUUUAAAUCCUUUCAAAUAUAUUAAUCAGUACUGCAAUGUUAAAAUGGCACUAAUAAUCGAAGGAAUCUUUAUUAGUAAGACUGUAACAUCUUUACAAAUAAAAGUACAUGAGUGCUAUGUCAAACCAUUAAAACCUAGGGAGUCUUUACUAACAAUUGAAGAGGAAGAGAGUGAGGGUGAAGAGAUAACUGAUCAAGUAGUUGAAGACUUACUUUCAUCUGAUAAAGAAGAAAAUGAGUAA